UAUAAGCGUCUCGCGCGCACGUCGCCAUGAUCUCGAUCGGCGCGCUCCUCACGGUCGCGUGCGCCUGCGCAGCCGCCGCGGACAUCAAGUCCGAACUACUCAACAACACGCACAUCGACAAACGAGUCAUCAAACGGCUCACUUCCUUCCUCGAGUCCAACAAGACCUUAGACAGGCGAGACAUAGCCCUUUUAAAUCGAACCGCUCAUUACUUAGAUCUUGAUGAGAAAUUGGUGACAAAGUUGAUAGAUUAUGUGAAGGAGAAUGGGACGGUUGACACUAGUGUUUUGUCUCAAGUCACCCCUUCGAGUUAUACGUACGAGGAUAGUGCGGGGAAGCGGGAAAAUUCUGUAGUCGGGGCAGUGGAGGAGUCCCCAGACUACGCAUCAUCAGUGGUGCUUGCAAGUGAUCUCCUGUCUCUGACCAAUGCCGUGGCUAGAGUAGACCACGAGGCGUGCCGGGAGCAAGGAUACAGAUUCCUGGAUGGAUUGCUGAUGAAUAAACGAUGGGCGUUGAAGAUGUUCGACGCCUCGGCAAAGUCACCUCAGGGUCUGCUGUUCGGUUCAUCGUACCAUCUCGGCAACUUCGACGAGUGCAUCGGUAUCGACAGCGGAGAUGGUGGUGUCACCGUCGAGGGGCAGUACUGCCUGGCCACCAUCAAGUGGAGGCAGGGUGAGGAGGCUAAAAAGAUUCGCACUGGCCGAGGAGAGUCCCUCCGCUGGGCGGUAUGCGUGCCCAGUGCAUGCGAUGCCAAGUCUGUUGCUGGCUUCGUUGGUGAUGUGCUGGCCAAUACUGUUGGUAAUACCACCGCCACUGGCGUUGUCAUCACCGAAAAAGACUGCUACACCAAGCGGCCGCUUACCGUAUCCAAUUUGGAUGUUGGUUACUUAUCCCUGAUUCUCUUCUUCGUGGUAAUUCUCUUCUUAAGCACUGUCUACGAAGCUUAUAUGCUCAAGUGGGGCAGCCAGAAGUCGUCCGUUGCCCACGACCUCAUCGUCUCCUUCUCCAUCAUCAAUAAUGUUAAAAAGAUCUUAUCUACGAAGCAGAAUAACGCCCUGGGUUUGGAGUGUGUCACUGGUAUCAAGAGUUUGGCGAUGAUCUUCAUCAUAGCUGGUCACGCUUGCUUAUUUAUUGGCAGUGGUCCUGUAAUGGAUGCCGAUGCUUGGGACCGGCUGGUACGUGAUCCAACCAGUGCCUUCAUGUUGAGCAACGCUCUCCUCGUGGACACCUUCCUGUUCUUGAGUGCAUUCCUCUUCUGUCGACUUCUCCUGAUUGAGCUGGACAAGAGGCGAGGGAGGUUGAAUAUCUUGCCUAUCUUAGUCUUCCGGUACAUUAGAAUAACACCGGCAUAUGUGGUAGUAAUCUUGUUUUACAUGACAUGGCUGCCGAAAAUCGGCGAAGGACCUCUCUGGGAAGACAGGAUGACGCUAGAGCAGGAGAGGUGCCAAGCGUCGUGGUGGGCCAACAUACUGUAUAUCAACAAUUAUGUGAACGUUGACAAAUUAUGCAUGUUCCAGUCUUGGUAUCUAUCAGUGGACACUCAGCUGUUUUACAUCGCACCGAUCUUCAUCUACAGUCUCUGGCGAUGGAGAAAAGUUGGACCAACAUUCCUUGCUAUUGGCACCAUCAUUUCCCUUGCCAUUCCUGCCAUCAUCACCUUCAGAGACCGUUUGGACGCAACCUUAUUGUUCUACGCAAAAGAAUGCACCGACAUCAGUACCAAUUUCUACUUCAAAGAAGCAUAUAUCAAAACACAUAUGAAAAUGACACCUUAUUUCAUGGGGAUGCUCACAGGGUACAUUUUGCAUCGAAUCCAGACAGAAAAUUAUCAGCUCUCUAAGCUUCUGAAAAUCUUCGGGUGGAUGACCAGCAUCGUCUUGGGGACAGUCACCACCUUCUCCGUCAGUCUGUUCUAUCAAGAAUGGUACCAGUACAGCAGUAUCGAAGCCGCUGCCUACAUAUCCCUACAUAAACUAGCCUGGGGUAUUGCCAACGGCUGGCUUAUCAUAGCCUGUGCUACUGGGAAUGGAGGAAUCUUCCACAUGCUGUUAACUUGGAAAUUCCUGGUGCCGAUAUCAAGGCUGACAUAUUGUGCGUACUUAGUCAAUGGUAUUGUCGAAUUGUACUACGUGGGACAGUUGCGACAUCCUCUACAUGUCACUUUCUUCACUGUGAUGGCCAAUGCUGUGUCGCAUUUAGUGCUGACAUUUGCCCUUGCCCUGUUCCUAUGUAUCACCUUCGAGUCUCCCAUACACGGGAUAGAGAAGAUCCUUCUCAGGAAGUUUGCCCGUCCCGUUCUCAGUGACAAUGCUAGAAAAGAAGAAUCGGCGGAGUCGUCGAGAAAUACUAGUCAGUCUAAAUUAGGUUCAUAGCCAUAGUAUGUACGUAAU
Molecule: messenger RNA, 2390 nt
Organism: Pectinophora gossypiella (pink bollworm)
Lineage: Eukaryota; Metazoa; Arthropoda; Insecta; Lepidoptera; Gelechiidae
Product: nose resistant to fluoxetine protein 6-like
Exons: 11
Coding region: 27-2372 (781 amino acids)
Molecular function (GO): acyltransferase activity, transferring groups other than amino-acyl groups
Source: RefSeq, a predicted model, not a curated record